Messenger RNA from Ahaetulla prasina, 6714 nucleotides. RefSeq names its product LIM domain 7 (gene LMO7). Gene Ontology annotation, biological process: regulation of signaling; actomyosin structure organization; regulation of cell adhesion. The transcript is spliced from 32 exons. The record is from RefSeq and is a predicted model, not a curated record. The coding region runs from base 245 to 6199 and encodes 1984 amino acids. Gene Ontology annotation, molecular function: actin binding. Lineage: Eukaryota; Metazoa; Chordata; Lepidosauria; Squamata; Colubridae.
CCAGGCUCGGGCUCACUCGGCGCUGCCGGCUUGGCUCUAAGCGGAGCGCUGGCUGGUUGGCUGGGAGGGACGCCGAAAGCUGCCUGCUCCCUGCAACCGACGUGGAGGCGGACGGACGGUCUCCGGCGCUGCCGUCUCCCCAGCUUGCAGCUCCCCCGGUCCGGCGUCUCCCCCUUUGGAGCUCAACCCGCGCGCCCUGCAAGCUCCGCGCUCUCCGCCUCUCCACCCCGCGGGCUCGGCGGCCAUGGACAGCCGAGAGGACGGCCGCGCAGCUUUUGUCGAAGCCCGCCGGUGGGUCGAGGCGGUUACCGGGAAAAGUUUCGGAAGCAAGAGUUUUCGCGCUGCUUUAGAAAAUGGGAUCCUUCUCUGCGAUCUAAUCAACAAGAUCAAACCUGGCAUCAUUAAAAAGAUCAACCGUCUGUCAACACCAAUAGCUGGACUGGAUAAUAUCAACGUCUUUUUGAAAGCUUGUGAAAACCUGGGAUUAAAAGAAGCUCAGCUUUUUCAUCCCGGUGACCUUCAGGAUUUAUCUAAUCGAGUUACCGUCAAACAAGAAGAAACUGACCGAAGAAUAAAAAAUGUUUUGAUUACCUUAUACUGGCUGGGCAGGAAAGCAGCUCGUAGCCCUUAUUAUCAUGGGCCCCACCUGGAUUUGAAAGCCUUUGAGAAAUUGCUUGGACAAGCUUUAACCAAGGCCCUCGGGGAAUCCUACAGCCCCAAACAAAGUGGAAGGGACAGCGGAUACGGGGAUUUCUGGUGCGCUGAUCCGCUUUCAUUGUCCACCAGCCACAAGCGGGACGAUUCCUUAGACAGCUUGGAUUCUUUUGGCUCCAGAUCUUCUACCAGUUUCUCUUCGGAUCUCACGCUGAAAGGUGGCAGUGAAGAUUUUGAGAGUGACACGGAUUCUGAAACCCGCGCCAGAAUGCAUGAUCCCGGGAAAGACGACAUGUCCUAUCGCCGAGUGGCCUUAAUUGAACCCAAGCCUGCUGCUGAAUUCAACCGUUUCCUGCCCAACAAAGCCAAGCCACCAACUUAUAUGCCAGCGCCCUUAAGAAAGAAGAGAAUCGAGAAGAACGAAGAUAACAGAAGAAGCUGGGCGAGUCCCGUCUUUACGGAACCGGACGGAAAUUUUUCGAGCAACCACAGAAGAAUUUUGGGGCCCAGGAUGGAAUUCAAGUCAGCAACUUACAUUCUUUCAGACUUCUCCAACUAUUUGGAGGAGGAGGAAGAGGAGGAAGAGAAAACCACGGGAAUCCCAGACAUUGAAACAGAUGACUUUUACGCUCGCAAAAUAAGUGCUGCUGUAUCAUCAGCUGUAAAAGUCUCCUCUCAUAAAUUUCUCCCUAAGACUUGGGCUCCGGGUGAAGCGUUGCACUGGAAAAAAGCACAAAGAAUCUCUUUUUCCAAACAGUGGUAUAAGGAAAUUCAAGGAUUCAGUAACAUGGGAGAUGCCAAAGAGGAAGAUGCAAGAGUCCAGCCCAGCCAUAGCAUCGCAGACAGCUUGGGUAUCGGAUGCCAAGAAGACUCUCAACCCAUUAAGCCAACAGCUGAAAUUGCUGCAGGCGAGAUGCGUGGCCAUUCCUCUGAGCUGCCAAGUCAGUUUUUAUUUCUUCGAGCCCUGCAAAAAUAUUCCGAGGACUACCUGAAUUCUGAUCAUAGAACCAAAGCUGACCCAUCUUCAGGGCCUCGGCUCAUAACGUGCAGAAAAUAUAAUUACCUUAGGCCAGGCUAUGACCAAAGAAUACAUGAGAUUAGAGACUUUUAUCCAGAUUUGGAAAACGACGAUUUGUUUGUCCGUAAGACUGGUGCCUCCCACGCGAAUCCAGUCGUUCUCCAGGAUUUUGAGUAUUUUAGGAGAUCUUGUCAACAAAGACCUCGCGUCGAAGGGGAAAUUGUUCUUCAGCCCAGAGAUGGGGAAGACGAAAUAAUUCCAGAUUUAGAAAAAGACGACCUCACCGUUCGCAAAGCUCAACUGCAAAAGAAAGAAGUGCCUUUAUCUGGUGCCCCUGACAAGUACCAGCCUGCUCUUUUCCCGGACCCUUGGAGUCUACCCCCAGAAAUUCAGGCCAAAUUUCUAUGCUUGCUGGAGAAGUCCACCCUCAAGAGCGAGUCUGAGCAGAGAGGAAAAGUCUUAUCUCCUUCUUCAAGGCAAAAGAAGGACGAUAUGUUGACCCGAAAAAUGGAGCUGCUCAGCCUAGGAGGCAACGUCCAAUCCAAGAGCUUCUGCCCAGGAGCGUGUAGCAAAGAAGAUAUGGAAAAAUGGGAAGCCAUCAGAGAGGCCAGCAAAACCAGGCAUAAGAAACGGCAAAUGGUUGAAAGGCUGUUGCAAAAGAUUUCUGAGGAACACGGGAGUAAAUCCUUGAACGACGUCAGUGCAGAUGAACUACAAACGAUCCGGCAGAUGCGUUACGACGAGCUCCAGAAAAUCAAAACUCAGCUGCGGGAACAAGACCAACAGUGGCAAGACGAUUUGGCAAAAUGGAAAAGUAGGCGCAGGAGUCACACCUCUGACCUGCAAAGGAAAAAGGAGGAGAGAGAAGAAAUUGAGCGAAGAACUUCGGAAAGCUCUGAACGGCGCAGCAAAACCCUGAGAGAAAUGCAGAGGGACAGAGAGAGGCGAGAUCAAGCUCCUCUGAGGAACUCUUGGCAGGAGACAGAACAAUUGUAUUUCUCGAACGAUGACGUCUUUCGGGAAGAGAAAGCGUCUCCCAAAGUUUGCGCUCCAACCGAGGCAAAUGGAGGCUUGAAAAGGGAAGACGAUCAUGAGCUGAGGAAACGGAAACCAGAGCGUGUGGUGAAGGAUGAGCCUCUCGCCUCAGUAGACAGCCUAGCUGGAGAAAGGACGGAGUCCCCUUUGCCAAGUUCCCAGUCAUCCAAUGCCCAAACUGGAUCUGGUCGGGUUUCAGCCUCCCUAUCGAGGAGUUAUCAGAAGACGGACACAGCCAGGCUGACAUCGGUGGUCACCCCGAGGCCGUUUGGAGCCCCUAUGAGAGGAAUCUCCUCGCUUCCCAGGUCCUUUACGAUGGAUUCAGUUGUGAAAUACAAUGGAGGACUGGAAGGUCCCAGGGGUGCUCAGUCAGGGCAUAGCAGGGGCUCCGAGGCUCAGACAGGAGGAGUUCAAGGCCAAGGCAAGAUGGAGCCCCAAGUUGCAGAAGACAGCAAAACCAGAACAAGCCACUUGCUGGAGGAGCAGAGAAGAGGAACGCCUGAGUCAGAGCCUAAAACAGAUCAUCACCCGAGUUCAAACUCGAUGACUGUCGCAUCUUCUGCCCCCAAGGAGAGAACUUUUUCAGCGACUGAGGAGUCAAGACGGCACGAGCAAUACAGUGAUAUGAGAAUCAGUAUAAAUCAGAAACCAGGCAGCAGUCGUAACUUUGGAUUUGCCGUGUCCCAGAAUCCUUCUGGUGUCUUCGUGAAAUCAAUAGAAGAAGGCAGCCCUGCAGAUUUUUGCCAGUUGAAAGUUGGGGAUGAAAUCCUAUCCCUUGGCAGCAUCGGCAUUUCACACCUGGAGCAGGGCGAGUGGGAAGCUUCCAUCAACCAGGCCUUGGAAAAUGGACGCCUCAUCAUGGACGUGAGGCGGCAUGGAAAGAAGGAUUGGGGCAAAGACCAGCCUUUCCCGCCAUUUGCAAGGCACAAAAUCCUCAAUCUUACCAGUAUGGCUACCAACAUUAUAGGUACACCUGAAAACAAGUGGAUUGAUGCCACAUCAGGAGACCGCGCUUCAACGCAAAGUCAUCAGAUGUCAGAAAAGGAGGUGCACAGCCAUUUGAAGAAUGAUGGGUCUGAAACAAAAGUCAAUGGAAUGCAAGAUGAUACAAGCUCCUAUGAUCGAAAAGACACAGAACCUAUUUCUUUGAAAAACUUAAAAAGGCGAUCCCAGUUUUUUGAACAAGGAGGCCAGGAACCUGCAAUACUUGACCUCCCUGUCCCACCCAUUGUGGCUUCCAGCCGUUGGACUUGGGAUCAAGAAGAAGAAAGAAAAAGGCAAGAGAAAUGGCAAGCAGAGCAGGAGCGCUUACUCCAGGAGCAGUACAAACGUGAGCAAGAGAGGCUUAAGGAAGAGUGGCUGAAAGCCCAGCAGGAGGCGGAAAAGGACAUCUCCAGCUACUUAAAGGAGGAACAGACUAACCUGACAUCCCCUGCUAUGACCGGGAGUAUACAGGAAGCCUCAACUUCCUUGUGGGAAAGAAAUGGAAGUAACAGGACUGCUUAUCUUAGUUCUGAAAGAAAUUGGGAAGAGGAAAGCAAGCCGGAGAAUCAGAGGAAAGAUAGUGAGCUAGCAAAAAGCAGCUUACAACAACAAGGAGUGUUACAGGUGGAGCAAAAGAGAAAGUUACAAGAAAUAGAAAACAGGAAGGAAUGGAAUGGACAAGACACAGUAUUCUAUGCAAAGGAACCAAGUUAUCCAGAAGAAGUACCUCAAAAACCACAGGUGGAACCUGUCAAGGAAUCAAGGCAUUGGGAAGAAACAUCUCAAAACCUUCUCAUGGACCCAAUUAAAGAACCAAACCAUGGUGGGAAAACAUCUCAGAAUCUGCUUUUUGAACCCAUCAAAGAACCAGGGUAUCAGGAAGAGACAUCUCAAAAGUUAGUGCUGGAACAAUUCAAGGAACCAAGGCUUUGGGAAGAAGUAACUCACAAAACUCAUGUAGAAAUAGUCAAGGAUUUAAGAUACCAGGGAAAAACAUCUCCAAACCUGCUGAUGGAACCUAUCAAGGAACCAAGGUAUCAGGAAGGAGCAUCUCAGGAUCUGCUGAUGGAACCUAUCAAGGAACCAAGGUAUCGGGAAGAAGCAUCUCGGGAUCUGCUGAUGGAACCUAUCAAGGAACCAAGGAAUUGGGAAGAAACAUCUAAGGACCUGCUGAUAGAACCUAUCAAGGAACCAAGGUAUCAUGAUGAAGCAUCUCAAAAGCUGUUAGUGGAACCUAUCAAGGAACCAAGAUAUUGGGAAGAAGCAUCUCAAAAGCUGUUAGUAGAACCUAUCAAGGAACCAAGAUAUCGGGAAGAAGCACCUCAGGACCUGCUGAUGGAACCUAUCAAAGAACCAAGGUAUCAUGAUGAAGCAUCUCAAAAGCUGUUAGUAGAACCUAUCAAGGAACCAAGGUAUCGGGAAGAAGCACCUCGGGACCUGCUAAUGGAACCAAUCAAGGAACCAAGGUAUUGGGAAGAAACAUCUAAGGACCUGCUGAUGGAACCAAUCAAGGAACCAAGAUACCAGGAAGAAGCAUCUCAAAAGCUGUUAGUGGAACCUAUCAAGGAACCAAGGUAUCGUGAACAAGCAUCUCAAAAGCUGCUGGUGGAACCAGUCAAGGAGGUUUCAAUGCAAAGAUUUCAGUAUCAAAGACAUUAUGAAUCACCAAGACUCUCCAACGAGCAAGGAAAGCACUUCAAUGUCGACAGAAAUAAAUCCAGAUCAACUACUGAUUUAGACAAUCCUCAGACCAGUGGGCUGAAGAAGAAGUUUUCUGAGCAAUCCUGGAAUACCACCAACUCGCUGAAAAGAUCUCAGAAGGAACAGGGCUUGUCAGCUGCUGAGCUGGAAAGGCAGCAGAUCCUUCAGGAAAUGAAGAAAAGGACCUCUCUGCACACCGACAGCAGCUGGAUCCGGCAACGCAACUCCAGCGUUCACAAAGAGCCCUUCAGUCUGACCGGCAGUAGAAUGAGGAGAGGUGAGAGCUUAGAUAAUCUUGACUCUUCAAGAACAAACUCUUGGAGACCUCAUUCCUGGAUGAACCAGUCUGCAUCUUCUACAUCUUUGUCAAGCAGCCAAGAAUUUGGCCAGCAUAUUCCUCCAGUGGUGUCCACCUCCAAUCGGGCCUACAUGCGCACCCCAUCUUCCAGUCUUCCCUCCCCUUCCUCUGCAUCUAUGAAAACGUCUUCCUUGCCCCACAUCCCCACAUCACCUUCUGUUCCUCAAGCUCCAUCGCCAACUUCUUCUCAGUCUGGGACUCAACAGCGCAACAGGUCGGUGAGUGGAAAGCGAAUGUGUUCCAGCUGCAGAAACACUCUGGGCAAAGGAGCGGCCAUGAUCAUCGAAUCUCUUGGCCUUUGCUAUCACUUACAUUGUUUUAAGUGUGUUGCUUGCGAGGGGGACCUCGGAGGAUCACAAGCUGGAGCAGAAGUCCGUAUCCGGAACAGCGAACUCUUCUGCAACAGCUGCUAUCUCAGAUUUAAAACUGGACACACAACCGCCAUGUGAUCCGAACCUAUGAAGAGGAAGCCUCUGCAACAGACGGAGAAGGAAAUGGCUGCUUCAAAUCUAUAAAUAUUCGGAGUGGGGUGUGUUUUGUAGGACCAAAAGUUUGCCUGGUCUAGAUCAUGUAGAAGAUGCACUGCAUCCUUCAUAAAAAAAACAACCACUUCCCCUAUUUUGAAGUAUUUAUGAGAAAGUCAUCGUAUUCUAGAGAGCUGUGCAGAACUUUUGUGAGAAUUACAUUUGAAGACACGCAGAGGUGGUUGCAGUCUUUAUCUCAAGUUAAGCUACGCUUAAGUAAUAUUGCCCUUUCAAAACUGUCCACUUCACUUUAUUCAAUAUCCCUUUGUGCUUUAACGGUGAAAUCCAGCUGGGGAAAUUGUGAAAGAUUCUUUAUCGUCCCGUGUUUGAAAAAUGUAACUCUCCGUGCACCUCAUAAACAGGUUGAUAUAACUGAAGAAUUUUUUUUCCUUCUGUUUUCUUUUGUAUUUGUAAAUAAAGUUGCUGAUGCUGCACUUAGA